Molecule: messenger RNA, 537 nt
Organism: Exophiala viscosa
Lineage: Eukaryota; Fungi; Ascomycota; Eurotiomycetes; Chaetothyriales; Herpotrichiellaceae
Exons: 3
Coding region: 1-537 (178 amino acids)
Molecular function (GO): protein binding
Source: RefSeq, a predicted model, not a curated record
AUGGCCGACGUCGACGGUGCCUCGCCAAAGGAGCAAGUCCUCGAAGCAUGCCGCAGAGACAAUGUCGAAUUGUUCCACGAGGUCGUGAACAUCUUGAAAGAUAAGAGCAAGGAAGAAAUAGCGGACUUCUUCAACAAUACCACAGACACGAUGGGCAAUCACUUGCUACAUGUCUGUGCGAACUACGGAGCAUACGAUGUCAUGAACGAAUUACUGGACGUGGAAUUCCUCGAGUGCGAUCCUCUCACGAGAAGAGACAAAGAGACACCCAUCCACUGCGCCAUCAAGUACGCCAACGAGCGUGAAGUCGACCUCGGAGAGGCCAUGGCCAAAAUGUUGAUUGAAGCUGGAGGCGAUCCGAGGAUUAAAGACGGCCACGGCAGGAAGCCUGCUGCUAUAUGUACUCCGAGAACUGAAGAGCUGCGAGGCACUUUGAUCAAGGAGGAAUAUGUACUCAACGAAGGUCUAAAGAACGCCGACGUUCACCCAGACGAUGAGGAUGAUGGAGCUGCCGGCCCAGACUCGGAUUCGGAAUGA